Molecule: messenger RNA, 670 nt
Organism: Medioppia subpectinata
Lineage: Eukaryota; Metazoa; Arthropoda; Arachnida; Sarcoptiformes; Oppiidae
Source: the annotation of a GenBank genome assembly
AAUGUCUGUAUUUUAUAGUUAUCAUCAUUUAGUUUAUGUCUAGUGUUUGUGUAAAUAAUUUAGUUGUAUUUUUUAUAUAAAUGUAAUUUUAAUAAACAAAAUCUGAUUCACACAUUAAACCAUCACAAUGUUAUGCCAAUGGAGAAAUCACUACUGGACUAAAAGUCCCAAGUGGGUAUUAUUGCCACUUGCCACUGUGGACACCAUAAUGACCAUCGUAAUCACCAUAGUCAUUGAUUUUCAUAUCAAAGAGGCAACAGAAUUCAAUGGUAUCAGCAGCCAGCAAUUUAUCGAUAGGGUUUAUGUGUUGCACAUAGUAAUCGGGGUGAUCGGGUCGGUGAGCUCGUGUUUGGGCAUACUCGUGUCGUUCAAGUCACGCGACCGGUGCCAGUAUUUUCUAAUACAAUGUUACGGCAUUUUGAUGAGCAUAUGCGGGGGCACGAGUAUCACCUUGGCCAUUUUGUCCGGCAUGUACAUUGUUUUCGUGUUGACUGCACUGUAUUUUAUCAGCAGUUUUUGCGCUAACUAUUUGGCCCGAGUUAUGAGCCAAUUGUUUCCAAUCACAGCACAAGUACAGGGGCUUCAGAAUCCUGCCUAUGAAUCAACUAAUGUGUUAACAGAUAAUGUGGUUUUCCCCGUUCCCACUUCAUCAGCCUCAUCCGGUGCCUAA